Caenorhabditis angaria is the source of this 835-nucleotide messenger RNA. NCBI's taxonomy places the organism in Eukaryota, Metazoa, Nematoda, Chromadorea, Rhabditida, Rhabditidae. The record is from the annotation of a GenBank genome assembly.
AUGGAGCAAGGCUAUGGAGCUGCAAGCUAUGACGAAAAUCCUGAUGGAAAAUACAGUCUGCAAUUCAGUCAACAAAGUGUUCGAGCUGGAUUUGUGCGAAAAGUUUUCAUGUUGGUCACUUUGAUGUUCACAUUUGUUGCUGGACUUUGUGUGAUUCCAAUUGCCUCACCGGCUUUUAGACAAUGGGUUUUUCAAAAUUUUUGGAUUUAUAUAAUUGCAAUGUAAGACACUUUCGAGAUUGUUAUUCAUUAACUUGUAAACUUUUCAGCGUUGUAUUUUUGGUCGUCUCGAUUGCCUUAUCAUGUUGUUCUGGACUUCGCAGAACUUUUCCAACAAAUAUCAUUCUUCUUACUGUAUUUGUAAGUUCUUAUUUUUCUUUCAUCUCAAAAUCAAAAUUGUUCUAAUUUUUUAGACAAUCGCAGCUGGAGUUAUGACAAUGUUUGUAACUGCCUGUUAUAAUGUUCAAUCAGUUUUGAUAACUCUUUUGAUCACAACAGUUUGUAGUGCAAGUGUUAUUAUUUUCUCGAUCAAAACAAAAUAUGAUUUGACGAGUAAAAUCGGAGUUGCGUUUAUGUUGAGCAUGGUUCUUUUUACAUUUGGUCUUUUCGCACUAAUCUUCACUCUGGCAUUCAAAUGGGCAUUUUUAUAUUCGGUUUAUUCCGGUCUUGCUGCUCUUUUAAUGAUGUUUUAUUUGGCAAUCGAUAUUCAAAUGUUGAUGGGAGGACAUAAAUAUGAAUUAUCACCAGAGGAUUAUAUUUUUGCCGCCAUGCAAAUCUUCUUGGAUAUUUUGAACAUUUUCCUAAUGUUGCUCAAUAUUAUCGGAAGAUCUAAUUAA